This is a messenger RNA of Closterium sp. NIES-67, 1352 nucleotides long. The record is from the annotation of a GenBank genome assembly. NCBI's taxonomy places the organism in Eukaryota, Viridiplantae, Streptophyta, Zygnematophyceae, Desmidiales, Closteriaceae.
UUUUUCGUAUUGUGCAUUACACAUUUGGAAGAAGAAGAAGAAGAAGAAGAAGAAGAAGAAGAAGAAGAAGAAGAAGAAGAAGAAGAAGAAGAAGAAGAAGAAGAAGAAGAAGAAGAAAGAAAAAAAAAAAAAAAAAAAAAAAAAAAAAGGAAAGAAAAAAAAAAAGGAAAACCGAUUCCUCCCCCCCCCCCCCCCCCCCCCCUCCCCCCCUCCCCUACUCUGAGAUUUAAAUUCUAGCUGCAGAAACGUGAAUUCCUUAUGCUCGAUUCUUCCUCCUCUAUACUUCUGUCUCACGUUUUUCUCUUCCCCACUUCCAGCAAUUCGUGAUUCUAGAUCUGGUGAUUAGGCAGCAACAUGACAGCAGCUACGACUGCCUUUUCUUAUCGCAGCUGUACGACAGACUACUCCAGGUCGGCAUUAAGAGUGGCUUGAUGACAUUUUCGUGUAGUCGUAUCUUACUAGUUUCUCUAUGUUUCUUCUCUCGUUUUUUCCUCAAGCUAGUAGAGGAAACGUAAAUGGUCUCUUUCAGCUUAGGUACUCGGUACGGAUUCUCAUCUGUCGUUUCCCCUCUCCUUUGCCCGCCUUUUCACCCUCCUAGUCCGUCGUAACCACUUCUUUGCCCGCCGUCUCCCCCCUCCUUGCAUGUCGUUUUACCUCUCUCUCUCUCUCUCUCUCUCUCUCUCUCUCUCUCUCUCUCUCUCUCUCUCUCUCUCUCUCUCUCUCUCUCUCUCUCUCUCUCUCUCUCUCUCUCUCCCUCUCUGCCUCUCUCUACCUCUCUUUCAACUUCUCUCUCUUCGUCUCUUUCCUUUCACCAUCACAUUUUGUGUUAACUUCCCAUGCCUAUUCGUUCUCGGCCUAGCUGCUUGUUGUUCACUCCUUUCAUACGCAAUGCCUAAUAUAAUAUCCACUUUAAUUUUGUGCAGGUUUUCUUGUAAACGCGUUUAUGAGUUCCCUACGGCGUUUUGCUGUAAUUCGUUGGGAUGUUCAAUUAUCUCAUUUUCAGCUUUAUAUUCUUAUAAUUGCUGGUGUCCUGUGUUUGGUCUGAUGUGUCUUGCUGCUGUUAUUUGCUCUCAUUCUCGAUCCACAGCAAUGCAUGUCUGUAUUUUGAAAAAAGAAAGCAUGCUUAUCAAAUCACAAACGGUUCACAGGCGAGCUCCUUGAGUUUCUGUCUCGAACUGGAUUUGAUAGGUUUUGGUUCUUUUUUUGGACAUUACAGAUUGCGUUGCUCCAUCAUUCAGACACUAGGCUUGCUGACUUCCCCCCCAUGCUAGCGCUGGGGAAGCGGUAGCUUAGAGUUUGAGUUUUCACUGUCACAUAAUCAUCAAUUUUUUUUUUCAUGUCAUGAAUGAUUA